AUGGAGGACGCUAUUACAUUUGUCAAACAUAUUGGUGAAAGGUAUCUCUGGGUAGAUUUGUUCUGCAUUGAUCAAAGUAAUAAGGAGCAGAAGCAAAGUCAGAUCAAUUCGAUGGAUCGAAUAUACGCUUCUGCUUACUUGACUUUAGUUUGUCUAGAUGGCCGAGAUGCUGAUUGGGGAUUGCCCGGCAUCUCCAGGCCACUGCUGCAAACGAUUCAGCCGACAGUUACGCUAGUUGCAGGUCGUCUCACGGCUACAUUCAUCUACUCUGUAUGGGAUAACAACGGCAAUUCGGUCUGGGACACUCGCGCUUGGACAUUGCAGGAGAGGCUGCUAUCUCGACGGUGUAUCAUGUUUGCCAACACAUACAUUUCAAUGACAUGUCAGGCAGAAUUCUUUCACGAUUCUGUGAGCACUAGCGUUGAGGCGAGUGGAAUCAAAAGCUGGUUAGGCGAUGAUUACUUCAGAGAGGACGGCUCGGGAAUCGACCUAAACGAGGAGGAAUGGGACUUCAAGACGUUUGACGCGCUGGUCUCUGUGUUCUCUGGCCGCACAUUGACUGUAGAGUCUGAUGUGCUCAAUGCAUGUCAAGGUUCUUUGAACAAAAUCAGUAGAAAAACGACAUACAGCUUUUGCUUCGGUCUGCCCAUGGAUGACAUCCUCCGAGCCUUGCUUUGGAAGCCGCACCAUGACCUCAUACUAAGCAGACGACUAGGAUUUCCUUCAUGGAGCUGGCUUGGAUGGUCUGGAAGAAUUGAAUAUGCUUAUUGGAUCGCCGACAUGUCAGCCUACCACGCGGACGAUUCCAAAGCAGAAGUGCCACCGAUCAAAAGACCACGAUUAUCUGUGUUCAAGCCUUCGACUCCACACCCAGAAAGCGCGAAAGCGUUGAGUUAUGGGACCGAGCCUGAUGGGAAGCCAUCAAUUCGAUUCUCGUCAACUGUAGCCAAGUUCAGACUCCGCAUGGUACGGCCAGAUGGUGUAGCCCAUCGGAACUUACCACCCAAUUCCCAGCAGCCCAAAAACGCGGUUGGCGACCAUUGGACUAUGUUGAAUUCCGUGGGCAAUGCAAUUCAGAAUCUAGCGGGUGAGUAUCCCAUCUUCGAGCAUACCGAUGUUUUUUUCCGCCUCAAACCAGAGUAUUCUACCGUCUUACUUCAGCAAGAGAGCAAAGCUGAUUUGCUUUUCAUCCAUCAUUGGCCUCGGAUUCGAGAUUCUAAAGACUCUAACAAAUGGCUGUACGACAUGGUAAGCGCAUUGCUCAUCAUUCGGAACGAAGAUAAUACGGCAUGGCGUUUAACAUCCGUUCUAAUGAAAGCUGAAGAAUGGCAUGCUCAAAACCCGCUUCCCGAGAUAAUCAUCUUAAUUUCGGCAUCAAGAUGCCUUUGA
Messenger RNA from Endocarpon pusillum Z07020, 1389 nucleotides. RefSeq lists its product as uncharacterized. The transcript has a single exon. The coding region runs from base 1 to 1389 and encodes 462 amino acids. Lineage: Eukaryota; Fungi; Ascomycota; Eurotiomycetes; Verrucariales; Verrucariaceae. The record is from RefSeq and is a predicted model, not a curated record.